AUGGACGUUGGUGCCGCACUUUGUAUUUUCCAAUCCACACUCUCACUUCACAUUCCCCCCUCGUCCGCACACCCCGCUGCUCUUUUCAUGACCAUACACAUGCUGCACCACCCACGUCUGUGUGCUCUCUCUCUGUUUUUUUAUCGUCAACACUCACAAAUUCGGGGGCGUGCCGAACAUCUUACAGCGAGAUGCAGUGAGAAUUCUCCCAGCAACUCACUCUUUUUAGGCACUCAUAGGGAUAAUACCCUUGCCAAGUUUAGUUGGCAUCUUCCAUCAAAAGCUGCUGUGCAGAAUCAAACACGGCACCAGAACUGGAAGUCGUGCUUCAUCCCUUCAUUAUACGUGUGCCACCACAUCACUGAGAAAGAAAACACCCAAUAA
Messenger RNA from Trypanosoma grayi, 384 nucleotides. RefSeq lists its product as hypothetical. The transcript has a single exon. Lineage: Eukaryota; Euglenozoa; Kinetoplastea; Trypanosomatida; Trypanosomatidae. The record is from RefSeq and is a predicted model, not a curated record. Bases 1 to 384 code for a protein of 127 amino acids.